GAUCUGGGCCCCCGGCAGAAUCUCAUCACCUCAGGCGACGCUGUGGAGUUUGCGUACCAGACUGGUGUGCUGAGCUCUCUGGACCCCCCCAUCACCUGCGCUGUGGCGGCUGUUGCAGAAGUCGACGGCCGGCUCCUGGUAGCAGUGCCAGAUACGGCCUGGCACAAGACUCGCCGAAGGCGGCGUAUCAACCCGGACUUGCUCUCCAAGGUGAUUGGUGUGGUUGUCCCUUGCUGCAACCCUGACGGCAGGGAUACGCCAGACCCUACACCAACUACCAAGAUAUGGCUGGGGCUGCUAGCAGCAGAGGCAGAAGCACAGGUGUCCUACGACCAAGGCCAGCCGGCCCUGACUUUUCCUCUUGGAGUCGACGGACUGAUGCGGCUCCCUUUCGCUUCGGCAGUAGUGGCAGCAGCAAAGGAUCACUACACGUUCCUGUCAGCCGACAGCGGGGGAUUGGCACAACCUCCUGGUCUUGGUGGACUCGAAGAUCGGUUUGCAGCUAUCGAAGAGCAACUACACCAACUGGCCCAACAGUUUGCUCGCCCUGCCCAAGCACCUGGACAGACAAUGGGCCGGCGGCCAAAAGCUGCUGCCGCACCUGCGGCGCUGCCCGCCGGCGUAGAUCCGGCGGUGGCCCAUCAAGCUUUGCAAGCAGGCGUCUCCCCGGCCGCCUUGGCCGAGAUCGCCAAAUCUAUGGGACUGCCCGCUCCAGCUGGCUCCGCCCGACCGACAGCGGUUGUAGCGGCCGACAGCAGCGGCGCGGAGGAGUUGGAAGAGGAAGACCAAGUGGCCCAUGCGUUAAAAGCUGGCGCCGCUUCUGGGUCUGCCGACCCCAUCGCAACAGCAGUUCUGCAGCUGACCAAACUGAUGACCGACCUCCACAAGGACAAAGGCAUGAAGAAGGACCGGGAGCUGGAGCAAAUCCUGGACCGCGCCGAGUCUGGAUCGACAAAAGAUCUGACAAGUGGAGCCACGCGGAGCAAAGCUGCCGCGCUUUUGUCGCUUCGUCAACUGCUGCAAAAGAACCCAAAGCUGCUGUACACGGCCAUAGAGAGCCGGUUGCAGGAAGAUUGGGAGCAAGCCUCUAUUCAACCGGGCAUCCAGCAAUCAGUGAUAUCGGCCAGAGGCUGGAUCGAGCAUCGCAGCCACAUUCAAAACUAUGGAGCUACGGUGAGGGCUGCUUGGUGCCUACCAGGAAUAUGGGAUUGUUUGCGGACAAACCGCAUCGACGAAGCCAGGGCGAGGACAGCUCUUGCAGUAUGUCUUCUCGAUCAACAAGCCUGCGACGGUGGCAGCUUCCUUUUGGCUGGAGAGAUGACGCUGGAAAGCCCUCCUCCAUUCCAGAGUUUUGUGGGACAUGUCAGCCCGCAUCCUUGGGAACUGCCCCACAGCAAGCUGAUCGACCCGAGGUGGUUCGACCUCGUGGUGUCGAAAGUCCGCGAUCUGGCAGACUUUCACGAGAAGAAGGCAAAGCUGGGCCAAAGACAACCAGCUGCAAAGACCGAGGUUAAUGCUACUAGUUUGUGGACCUCUUUGGCCAGAUGGGUGUUGAAGUCCAAGACAUCAUUUUCGACUUUUUUGCACUCUUAUUUGCACAACGACCGAACCGAUGCGUUCGGGACAGCCGCCCAUCUAUGGCCCAUGCCUGCACCUUACAAUUGCUGGUUUUGGAGAGCCGAUGGUCAGCCAGGCAAAGUUGAGGCGACCACCGUUGCAAGGCAGAAGGCUGUGAACUUGGUGGUUCUUAUGUUGUCCUGGCUCCAUAUGAAGCGCCCUACACGGUGCCCACCGGGAUUGUCUCCUCACACCCGACUGUCUCGGAAGCAGUGGGGCAUCAUCCAGCGCUUUGAAGCUCAACUGAAGGGAGUGGAGCUGGUGGGCAUGGUGGGUCCUACGGAGAUGGGGCGCACCGCGGCCAAGAUGGAAGGCUUGGAUAGCAUUUUGCAUGAUCUUUUUGUACGGGCUUGUAGUUUGACGAAGGAUUCUUACACUGCCCAUUCACCUGACGCUCCACCUCGAGUGUCUGCAGCUGAGAGCACUGAACCGCAAGGGAGGGAUGGCUGUGCAGUCGUAGGGCGGAUGCAACAAGGCACCCCCAUGUUGGCAAAAGACAUUGAAACUGAGCGGCUGUCAUUUCCUAAGGAUUUGCCGGAGUUCAACCCGGAGAAGUUUUUUGAUGGUGUCCACAAGACAGUGUUUGUUGACCCAAUCAGCUUGGCCAUCCCCCCUGAUCAGUCAGAGGGCUUGCCGCCCCGAGUACAGGUUCGAGCCUCUCAUGAACAGGUGCUGCAACUUUUGCAUUUUUUAGAUGAGCAUCACCGCCUCCGCUUGGUGCCAAAAAGCAAGGUGCGGACUUCUCACACGUGUGGAGCAUUUGCCCUGGUAAAGGAUGAGGAGAAGGAUAGACUGAUAAUUGAUGCGCGACCAGCUAAUGAACUAGAGCAGACACUGCGAGACUGGUGUAGUACACUAGGAAGGGCACCUAGGGGGAAUCUAGCAGCUGGCAUUGUCAUCGAUGACGCCGUUUUUGCAGAGCAGAUCCCUGCGACCCAACCUGCCGAGUCUUCUGAUGGCGUGCGGCGCUUGGAUAUUCUUUGCGAAGAGUAUGUUCAGGAGGGGCUGACUGCCCAUCCCAGGAAAACCUUCCGGGGCCACACCCAGGCGGAAUUCUGGGGAGUGGCCGUUGAUGGUGAAACAGGCAUGCUGCGCACGAACCCCAAGCGCCUACUGCCGCUACUAGAGCUGACGACCAGGGUAGCAGUGCUGGGCUACGCGUCAGUCGGCCUACUAGAAGUUCUUGCAGGGAGUUGGGUGUCGGCGCUCCAAGUGCGUCGCCGCAUGUUGUGCCUGUUGGAGGAAAUCUAUGCUGCCCAGAGGGGCAGAGACCGUGAGGACAUCCUGAAGUUGUCGCCGUCCCUAGUACAAGAACUAUGGACUCUGGUCAUUCUCGGGCCUAUUUGCGUGGUGGACCUCAAGGCGCAAAGUUUGGAUGAGGUUUUCCUGUCUGAUGCCUCAGUGGAGAAGAAGGCAUCUGUGCGGGCCCCCCUUUCAAAGCACCUGGCCAAAGAAUUCCAGAGGCACUGCUUGGCACGAGGCACAUGGAGUCGCCUUCUGUCCCCCUGGCAGAGUUGGCUCCGCCAACACGAGCUCAUGAAUGAGUCUGAAGAACUUCCAGAAGGAGUUCCGCUGGUCAGUCACCCGUUGUGGCUGGUGCUAGCACAAGUUCUGCAGUUCCGGCUCCACCAUUGCAAGCAAGCGACGGGGCGCCGGCACAUCAAUCUGUUGGAGAUGGAAGCCGUGCUGGAGGUGGAACACAAGCUUGCUCAGCGGUUAUGUGACAAGAGAUACCUGCUGGGCAGUGACAGCCAGGUAGUCCUAGCGGCCCUUGUGAAAGGCCGCUCGAGCAGCCCUAGCCUGAAUCGGCUGCUACAGAGUAGCCUGGCAGUGCUGUUGGGUAGUGGUCUUUAUGGAAACUACGGAUAUGUUCCGUCACUGGCAAAUGUUGGGGAUGACCCUACGCGAGAUCAGCCAAUCCGUCUGCCUGCCAGGUCUAUGCCUCCAUGGUGGGAUGCUGCCGAGGCCGGCGACUUCACUUUGAUGGAUGAGUGGCUGGCUUCUAUAGGAUAUGACCCACUGAAACUAGCGGGCAUCCCGUGUAGCGGUAGAGAGAAGUUUGAUGUCCAGCGAGCUCAAGAGGAGCUGUUGGACCCACUUUAUGAUGUACAGAAACCAGAGCGUAUGGCAAUUUUUGCUGAUGCACUUUCUAGCGUUUCACGGCCGGGAGGUUUGGGUCUUAGCGAUCCUCCCCCCGCAGCCAUUUUUACUAGCUCGGAAGAGCUCCCAGGGGUUAGGGGCGAGUCGCCAUGCUGCCAUGAGAAUCACAGAAGCCCACUGCUGAGUGAGCGAGCACAGCAGCUGCUGCGAGCCCUGCCGGUGUGCAAGUUUUUUGCACCAGGCGGAAGACGAGCUAGGCCGGGGUUUUUGCCAAAACGAAAAGGUUUUUUAGACUUGUAUAGUGGCAAAGCUGGAGUAGCCCGGCAACUCAGUAAACAGUAUAAGGUGUGGGUAGUGACUUUUGAUUUCACCCAUGGCGCAAGCCAAAACCUCCUGGAUGAGCAAGUGCAGAAGAGCGUUUUUGAUUUGUUGGAAGCCGGUGCCUUUUUAGGGGCUGGAGCAGCACCGGAGUGCUGCAGCUUCAGCAGAGCAAUCACUCCUGCGGUGCGGGAUCACCAGCACCCAUUUGGAAAAGCUCCCUUGUCGGAGCACAUGACUCGUAAAGUUCAACAAGGCAAUGGACAUGCUGCAUUUGUUUUGAAGGUAGUUUUGUUUUGUCUGGGGCACCAACUGGUUUACUGGGUUGAGAAUCCGGAUGGAAGCUGGUUAUGGCUGCUGCCGCCCUGGGUUGAGAGCGGAAUUGCAAGAGCGGAACGAGCCUACCGCUUUGACAUGUGUCGGUAUCAGACGCCAUGGAGAAAGCGGACCCGGAUCCUCACCAACACACGUCUUGCUGGUGUUAGAGAGAUCUGCCAAGGAGGCCACUCUCACCAAGUUCUACGUGGGCGCAGCUCUUUGCACCGAUGCUGCUGGACUAAGGUGGCUCAGACAUACCCCGUGGCUCUCUCUCGCCGCCUUGCCUUUGAGAUGGGCAGGGCAGCAGGGCUGCGCCGUGACGAGGUAGGUCGCCUGGAUGUGGCCGCUUGUGCGAAGUCUUCCUCUCCUCGAAUCGGGGAAGCACAGAACCCGGGACCCCGACGAGCGCAUCGCGCUCCUGCUCUCCGGGAUCCUGGCGACCUUGAAUCAGUAGUCCUAGUGGGCCAGGGCACCCGUGCUUUGCAGCGGCGCAUUUGGGAGAAUUUUGACAGGUGGCUGCAUGACAAGUAUUCGGAAGAUACCUGCCGCCAGGUUUUUCUUUGUCCCUCACUAGCUGUGCAAGUGCUGCGAAACUAUGGGCUUCAUGUAUAUCAGCGAGGGGGUCGGCUCUAUGAGCUGCGUCAUUUACUGGUGCUGGCCCAACAGAAGUUCCCUCUGCUCAGACCUUCCAUGGCUCCGGCAUGGCAGCUAGUCAGCCAGUGGGAGGAGCUCGAGCCAGUUUGUCAUCGGCGCCCUUUGCCGGAAGCCCUGUAUAAAGCCCUGGUGUCCCUUGCUAUCUACUGGGAUUGGAAGCGUUUUGCUGGUUGCCUUAUUUUGGCAGUGGAAGGCAUUGCUCGAAUUGGCGAGGUCCUACGAGCACGACGAGCUGACUUGGUCCUCCCUACUGACCUGUUUGAUGACCGAGUCGCCUCCGUGUUCCUCAGAGUUCAGAAGCCAAAGACCCACCGCCGAGGGAAGGGGCGGGUUCAACAUGUUAAGAUCGAGGAUGCGCAGAUAGCCAGAGUCCUUCAGCAGGUUUUUGGAGACCUACAUGACUCCCUUCUCCUUUUCCCUUUGUCUGCGGCUAGUUUUCGAACAAGAUGGGAGAAACUUCUGAAUGCUUUAGAGGUCCCUUCAGCUUUUAGACCUACACCUUCAAGCGUCAGAGGUGGUGGUGCGAUUCUGGCCUACAAAAGAGGCGAAGCAAUCCCCAGCAUCCUCUGGCGGAUGAGACUGGUUUCGCAGAUGACUUUAGAGUCUUAUCUUCAGGAGCUCGCUGCCGAGAGUUUUCUAGCAAAGCUGCCGGAAACCACCAAACUUAGAAUUCGUUUUGCUGCUUCUUACUACCUCCCAGCUUUGAAGCCCACCCCCCCGGAAGCUGUCACCUUUGAGCCCUGUUUUAGGUGCAUCACCAGUGUGGACUGGGAUGCCAAGCUCCAGGCUCCAGACUUUCAUGUUCUUCUCUUUGAGAAACUAGGUGUCCAUGGACAGCAGGUCUUGGAAGUGUUUGAAGUGCUUGAUGGUCCUGACUAUGACGCUGAUGGAGGAGAAGUCAGCUUGGAGGUCUUGAAGGAUGCCUUGCAAGGUUUGCCAGACCUCAGCCCGAAGGAAGACCCGCUGGGCCUGUCCUUCGCAGGCUUCCUGGAGCCCGACUGC
This is a messenger RNA of Cladocopium goreaui, 6009 nucleotides long. Lineage: Eukaryota; Dinophyceae; Suessiales; Symbiodiniaceae. The record is from the annotation of a GenBank genome assembly.